Rosa rugosa (rugosa rose) is the source of this 1528-nucleotide messenger RNA. RefSeq names its product WAT1-related protein At5g07050-like. The coding region runs from base 127 to 1326 and encodes 399 amino acids. The record is from RefSeq and is a predicted model, not a curated record. The transcript has 7 exons. Gene Ontology annotation, cellular component: plasma membrane. NCBI's taxonomy places the organism in Eukaryota, Viridiplantae, Streptophyta, Magnoliopsida, Rosales, Rosaceae. Gene Ontology annotation, molecular function: transmembrane transporter activity.
UCUCUCUAGGGAGAAACACACACAUCUUCAAGUGUUCUUCCUCUCUCUCCGUAUCUCUGUCUUUUUUCUAACUCACUUCUACUUCUUAGCCAGAGGUCCCCUUGCUUUUCUCUAUUAUACUAUUAAAUGGAGAAGCCAACUUGCUUCAGCAACUUCCUUGAGAAUUCAAAACCCUACUUUGCAAUGAUCUCGUUGCAAUUCGGCUACGCUGGAAUGAACAUCAUCACCAAAGUUUCUCUGAACCGAGGAAUGAGCCACUAUGUGCUCGUGGUUUACCGCCACGCCUUUGCCACCGCCGUUAUAGCCCCCUUUGCAUUCUUUUUUGAGAGGAAAGCACAACCAAAGAUAACAUUCCCAGUUUUCAUGCAAAUAUUCAUCCUCGCUCUUCUUGGGCCGGUGAUCGACCAAAACUUUUACUAUGCGGGGUUGAAGUUUACGUCUCCAACAUUCUCUUGUGCCAUGAGCAACAUGCUCCCAGCCAUGACGUUUGUCAUGGCUGUCAUAUGCCGGAUGGAAAAGCUAGACAUGAAGACGGUGAGAUGCCAAGCAAAGGUCGCAGGAACCGUAGUGACAGUGGCUGGGGCCAUGUUGAUGACCUUGUACAAAGGACCCAUUGUUGAGAUGUUGUGGUCUAAACACAUUCAUCCCAAAUCAUCCUAUGUCACCGAUACCACUGGAACCGGCGACAAACACUGGUUCUUAGGCUCCGUACUCCUCACCAUCGCCACUCUUGCCUGGGCUUCUUUGUUUGUAUUGCAAAACAAAGCUUUGAAGACGUACAAGGAUCAUCAGCUGUCUCUGACAUCGCUAGUGUGUUUCAUUGGAACUCUCCAGGCCAUUGCUGUCACCUUUGUGAUGGAGCACAAACCCUCUGUCUGGAAAAUCGGGUUUGACAUGAACCUCCUUGCUGCUGCCUAUGCUGGGAUUGUGACAUCAAGCAUUUCAUACUAUGUACAAGGGAUAGUGAUGAAGAAAAGAGGUCCCGUAUUUGCAACUGCUUUUAGCCCUUUGAUGAUGAUCAUAGUGGCUGUCAUGGGCUCCUUCAUCUUGGCCGAAAAAAUAUUUCUUGGAAGUGUACUGGGAUCGGUGUUAAUUGUGGCCGGCCUAUACUCAGUCCUUUGGGGAAAGCACAAAGAAGGACUGGAGAACAAAGAUGAUGAGAUACCGGAGGCAAUAAAGGGAUCUCAUGUAAACGGCAUGUCGGUGGUGUCAACCAUGGAUGGAGACAUUGAAGCUAAUGAAGUGAAGAAAGCAGAAGCUAACAAGCUCUACUCAGUCGCUAUUUGUAUGCCCAUCUCAGAACUUCCCAUGAAAGCCGGCAAUUAAGGGGACACGGUUUUUUUUUUUUUUUUUGGUCUUUUCAGCUCCUCAUAAGAAUUUGUUUGAGUUUUUAAUAUAAAUUUUAUGGGGUUUUGCUGUUCUGCAUGUUCAGUAUGUACGUAGUUGAUCUCUCAAAUAUUGUUAUGAGCUCCGUCGAGCUAAUUAUGGAAUUAAGAGAAUCUCAGAGCUAAGCGUUUUCUCUCACAAA